Anopheles arabiensis is the source of this 7854-nucleotide messenger RNA. It is a transcript of the gene BuGZ, whose product is annotated as BUB3-interacting and GLEBS motif-containing protein ZNF207. Gene Ontology annotation, molecular function: DNA binding. The transcript is spliced from 8 exons. The record is from RefSeq and is a predicted model, not a curated record. Gene Ontology annotation, cellular component: nucleus. Bases 376 to 1869 code for a protein of 497 amino acids. Lineage: Eukaryota; Metazoa; Arthropoda; Insecta; Diptera; Culicidae.
UGGUGUUAGUGAGGGCCAUCUUUCUGACAUCCACCUCGUCGUUCGUCGAAUUGCCGUGAAAAAAUUGCAAACGCCCUGUGAAAAGUUAAAAAUUUAGGCCAUAAUCGACGAUAUUUGUGCUUAACCUGUGAUAAAAACAUAGAUUUGCCGACAUUCGUAACAAAAGCCGAUAGAUUGGUGCAAACAUCGUGCUCUUGAAGCUGAAUUCUUCGUUUUCGUGAGGCAUCUGAGAACAAGCCCCGGACGGAAUUGAGCAACGUCAGGGGAAGUGAAGGGGAACGAUUAGAAGUGGAAAAUUUUACCUGUGUCAGCAGCAAUAGAAUUCAGCUUUUCUGCGUAAAAAACCCUUUGCAGUAAACCAGAUUUAACGCAGCGAUGGGUCGCAAGAAGAAAAAGGCGUCAAAGCCUUGGUGCUGGUACUGCAACAGAGAAUUCGAUGACGAGAAGAUUUUGGUGCAACAUCAGAAGGCAAAGCAUUUCAAAUGCCACAUUUGUCAUAAGAAGCUGUAUACGGGUCCCGGACUAUCGAUACAUUGCAUGCAGGUGCACAAGGAAUCGAUUGACAAGGUUCCAAAUUCUCUUCCAAAUCGGUCCAAUAUUGUGAUCGAAAUUUACGGAAUGGAAGGCAUACCUCCGGAGGAUAUUCGUGAGCACGAGAAGCAAAAGAAUGGAAAUCGAUCAGAAUCGGAAGAAGAGGAGCCGGCGCACAAGAAAAUGAAGCAAGCUGAGGCGUCCGUAUCGCAGGGAAUGAUGCAAAUGCAGAAUAUGAUGCCUCCCCAUUUACAGGCUGCGUACAGCAUAAACCCCAUGAUGAGCGCAAUGGGAGGGAUCAAUCCGUACAUGGUACCACCCGGAAUGCCGAUGAUGCCCGCGAUGGUGGCAGGGGCCCAGAGACCUCUCUUUCCAGCCGCCGCCGCAGCCAGUGCCGCCACUGUGACUAGUGCAUCAAAGCCGACGUUUCCAGCAUACAGUUCCGCCACGAUUAGUGCUCCUCCAACAACCAACAGUGCUAUCUCGGCAGCAGCAAGUGGCAACAGCAACAACGGAUUGGGUGGUGGUGAUGCGACGAAAGGCGCAUCGUCGUCCAUCAUGCCUAAUUCGGGUACUGCGACCUCUAAGAUUGUGCACCCGCCAGAGGAUCUCAGCUUGGAAGAGCUUCGAGCGCGCAAGCCCCAGUAUCAAAAGCAAAUUCAGCAAGCUACUCAGCAAAUGCUGCAGCAAAAACAGCAAGAAAAACAACAAGCACAGGUAGCUGCUGCGGUUGCGGCGGCCCAGCAACAACUGCAGGCACAAGCGCAGGCACAACUUAAGCAGCACCAUCAGCAGCAGCAGCAACAACAUCAACAACAAUUGCACCAACAGCAGCAGCAGCAGCACCAGCAACAGCAACAGCAACAACAGCAGCAACAGCAACAGCAGCAGCACCAACAACAACAGCAGUUGCAACAAUUAUCACCGUUUUCCUCAGCAGCUGGUACCGCUUCAAUCGUUUCCAACACACAAACAACCGCCGCUAUGAAAGAUAAUCGAAUGAUGUCGCCACAAGAGCAAGCCGCUGUGAUAGCACACGCACAUGCCGCCGCAGCCAACCAUCACAAACAGAUCGAGGAAUUGAAUCGUGCUGCAAUGAUUCAUCGGUUUCAGGCAGCAAACGCAGCCGCAGCGAAUGCUGCAGCAGCAGCCGCCAGCAGACCAGGAAUGCCAAUCGGAAUGGUUCCUGUAUCUCUGGGAGGCCCCGUCCCACUUAUGUCUCCAAUGAUGCGUCAAGGACUAGCAAUUGGUCCACCGGGAGGAGGCAACUUGGCGCUUUUAGGGGGAAACAUGCUUCGUCCUGGUCCCCCACAAAUGGGUCUUGGUCCAGUGCAAUGACGUCUCACAAAUUCGAGUUCAACGCACUCGAGAUUUCCUCGUGCGCAAACUGUGUCCGCCCAAGGACACCAGUGCAGUACAAUCGAGAAAUGAAAAAUGAAAUAAAAUGUUAUAAAGGGCUGGAUGAUAAUUUCAUACCUGUUACCACUCUUCCCCGUGUCUAAGAUAAGCCUAUAAAAAUACUACUAACAUCACUUAAAUGUGUAUUCUACCCCUUCUGGCAGUAACCUUGUGUGUAUGUGUGUGUGUGUGUGUAUUUGUUGUGAGUGUAUUUGAGUGUGCGUGUGUGUGCGCGUGUUCUAGGUUUGGUUCCUCUAUUGUUGAUAAUCUUGUGUUAAAUGUGUGUUAGUGUAUAGCAUUAAUUUUAGGGGCUUCUGUAUGCUUAGAAUCGUCGCCAAGAUGUUAUUAUUGUUUGCACUUUCAUUCAUAGCCGAGAAUACCAACAAUCUCGCCCAACAAUUCUUAACUAGCUAACUAUUCUUUCCUAUUUCAUACAAAUGUUCUGCACAUUUAAUUAUAUAUCUCAUUUCAUUUUCAUUUCUUUCAUAUUAUGUCCUUUCAUUUGUCCUGGUUGCCUUCGAAAUAACAAACUAAUCCAAUGAAUGCCUAUUUGUAGUUAUUAAUUUAUUCGUGUUUUGUGUGUGUGUGUUUUUGUGUCAAAUGUUGUAAAAUGUUAACGUAGUCGAUUGAUUAAUUUUCCCGUUUGCACAUUUUUUUACAAAUUGAUCUUAUAUAUGUCUCAGUAUGAUCAUUGUAGAUUCGUGUUAAUAAUUUUGCUUUCAUACUUGUAGGGUUCUUAAACAAUGAUUUAAGAGAGUCGCUAUAAAGCUACCAAAGUUCGUCAUCGCAAUUAUAUUGUACAUUACUAUGUUUACAUCGCUGCAAGCGGUCGCAUUUCGACUCGUGCGGUUGGAAAUUCAAACAAUCUGGCAGUACUAAACAAGAACAACGCGAGCAGAUAAGCAAAACAAUUGUUAUUCGUAUCUAUGUUCUAUAUAUCACUACACGUUGUCGUUGCUGUUUUGGAUAUGGUUAUCAUUUGGAUGAUUUUUUUUAAUCGUAAUAAUGUUGACUUAAUUUUGUUACUGCUACUAUUGAUAUAACCGCUAAUACUAAUAUUUAUGCUACAACUGCUACUACCAUCACAACCACUAUCAUCACCAUCACCAUUAGCAGCGUCGUUUUGGUUCGGAAUAAAUACAAAUGAAUGAAAUCCCCAAAAUCAAAUAAUCUAGUUUUACGUUGAAUGGAACGCCGUAAUCCAGUAUAUCAUUUCUAAUACGAUACGUCGUUUUGCGUUUGUUUCUUUCCAUUGUUUUUUAUCUGCAUCGAAAAGGUGGUUUAAUUACGCAAAUUCCAACUGUACCAGGCAUGGGUGUAGUUUUUCCUGGAGCACCUAUGCUGCCGAUGAUGCCACCACGAUUCCGGUGAUUGCCUCAGCCAGCGCUGCUACCACAAAAUCCAGUUGCACAGCAUCGUUCACUAGUAGCGGCUGCCACGUCUGCUGCGUUACCACCGUUGAUGCAACAGCUUCCAUUAUCAACGAUCUAUCCAUAAAUGCGAGAUGAAGAAGAAAGUCGUGGCCAUGGCAUAUUAGGAGCAUAUUACCUUAAGAUUAAUGUGAGUUACGCAUCCUGUAACGGCCUGGAUGCUGCGUGGUAGUUGAAUUCAAACAUAAUGCAGCAACUUUCCGUUUAUUUUAUGCAAAUGACAAUGGGAUGUAAAAAGAAUUCAUUCAUCCAGUGUGCAGCACCAUUUGGUUGUGACAUUUAUCUGGUUUUCGCCAGCGUGUUAAUAGCAGCGGUAUGUGGUUUUAAUUAAUUUUCUAUAGUUCUAUAAUCUUUAUAAAAAAAAGACGAAAAUGUUCCGUAGGUGAACAAAUUUUAAGGCAAUAAUUCUGUAAUAAUCCUAAAAUACCAAAACAUAAGGUAAGGAAGUUGGGUUUAGUAAAAUCUAUAUGAUAACAAUGGUAAAAAGGAUACGGCCUGAGAUUAUGUUUAAUCAAUCUAAAAUGCUCAAUUGCGUGAUGUGAAAAAAUACCCACAUCAAAAUAGAGCACAUAAUAAUCGCCGCCAAUUUAAGGUUAGGGCUGAGAAAAAUUGAGCUGUUCAACUAUUGCCACCAUGCAUAAUGGGGAAAAUAUUUGCGUUUCGCUUUGUAAAUGUAUGCUCAAAAAUUACACACCCAUCAGCUAUACAAAUCUUAUACUCUGUCAAGAUUUUUUAAUUACUUCUUAGUCAGCAAUUACAUAAAUGCCCAAUUCUCAAUGCGUUUGGACGUUAAACCUGUCUUUUAACAUAUUUAAUUGUGGUGUUUGCAUCGCACCAGUAAUCAUGAGAAUAUCAUUAUUAUAUGUGCAUCGUAGACGAAGUGCAAUACCAUGGCAGCUGAUUAAGCAUUUGUAGUGGUAAAUAGCUCAUUGUAUUUGUUAUUGUUGCAGUAGAACUAAAUAUUGGUACACAAAAUUGCUAUUAUAACGCGUUUUCGUACAAUAACGACAUGGUAAUAUUACCUAUUUUCGCUUCCUAAAAGAAAAAAAAAACAAUCUAGAAACAGUCCCUCAUUACCUUUAACUCCAUACUAGAAUGCUUUCAAAUCAUGAAUAUAUUUCUUACUAUACAUUUAGAACUCACACUAGCAAUAAUGUUGCCUGUAGUGCCUGAUAAUAUUGUGAAACUAUUGUUGUCCAUUGAAACUACGAAAGUGAAUGAGUGAAAAGAUACGCGUUAACUAUAUGUGCUUGGCAGUGAUUGAAACACGUUUACAAUUUGCCUUGUUUUCGAUAAUUUUACUGCAUUUGAUUUAAAAAAAGGGCCAUUAUCUGAAACUAGUUUGUGACAUGGGAUGGAUAUGGAAUUAAUGUUUCUUUCGUUUUCGUUUAAUUUGGCAUUUUUCUGGUGUUUUAAAAUACAUUUAUUAUUUGGAUUACACGUAGGAUUUAACAUUAAAUAUACGAUGUUUUUUUAAGGUUUCGCUCAAAUUUUAGUUUAAAUAUGUUAUUGAUGUUAUAAUUUUCAGUUUUAGCUUUUUCUAAACAUGCUCAAUAACAAUAACUAUAAAUGGUGUGGUAUACUUUAUGAUUUAUUAUGGUGGUGGACUAAAAUGUAAACAGUAAAAUUGACUAGUUUUUUCCUCGUGGAAUUAUAUUCCUGUAUAUCAGUAAAAUCCAUGAAAAUAAUGUUAGAAACGUAGCUCAUUGUUUUUUUCUCCCCAUUUCUCCCUGGUCUGACGCUGUUGUAGUGAACGCGUAUCUUCAAUAACAAAUAAUAAUAGUCAUCUUCCAUCGUAAAUUUGGCCGUGCUCCACCACAUCAUACGGUAAUAGUUAAGUACCCCAUCCAGGAAUAGUUAAGCAUGGUCAAAACAAGCAUUGCGUUCUAUUUAUGCAAUUUUCACUCGUACACUCCCAGGUUUACUUCCUUAUUUACAGUAAGCGUCCACAAGGUGCAGUACCAUCGUACCUCAGCUGGCAGCCAUAAGCAUUACUCGGCAAUGAAUUAGUAGCGCAUUACUCGACGAUUUUAACCAUGAGCCGUACGUACCAGCUAAACAAAGAGGAAGAGAUAAAGGGAGAGUGAAAGAGGAGAUAGCGUAUAUUAGUAAAUAGUAAUAGUUUCAGUUGGUCGUGGAUCCCCUUUCGUUUGCAUCUUUUGUAAGCUUUACCUCUAACUUCAUCACUUGUACUCCUUUUAUAUGUUACUCUAAUCCUAUUGCCAAAAACUGCAGCCUAAUCGUGAUCGAACAGGUGAUUGUAUUGAGAAAGUCGUGCCGCCAGAACACUACUCUACUCUCAGCAAUCACAAAGUUGAUGUUGGACGGACAUCGAUCCGUUCCCACCCUUUGAGUGGUUGGUAGCGUCGCUUCAACCAGCUUCAUUAAGGGUCGGCGACAUUGGUCAGAGCUUGAGAGCUGUUUUAAGCAAGUUGACCAUGUGUCACAUCAGUUUUGUUGAGUGGAAAGUCCCUUGCCUGAGAGCGUCGAAGGCAGGCGAAAUUGUUAGCACAAUUUCACAGUUCCUCUAUUUUUUUUUUGUUUGAUUGUUUUUAGAUGUGGUAAUAUGGGAAGAAGGUUUAAUGUGAUUUGUUACACGGUGAAGAUGGUGUAUGGUGUGGUGUUGAAGUUGUUUUAUUCUUCUUUAAAUAAUGCUUUUAAUAAAUAGUUUCAAGCUUCAUAAAGCAUUAGCUUUGUCCUUGUAAUAAUGGAUCAUGAAUGGAUGAGUUAUUCAACAGUAAAAGUGUCGGAAAUCUUUUUAUAUUUAUAACAUGUUACACGUAUGUUUUGUUGGAUAUGGUCUUACGUUUUGGGUUCUUUGCUUUUCACAAACCGUUCUUCAUUGCUACUUAUACAACCUAUUGUAUUUGAUAACUACUUUUAAAAUUAAACUAUUUUAAGUUAGCCCUGUUUGCCGUUAUUGUGAUGAUUCUUUUUUAUUCUCACCACCUACGUAUUGGAACUGUUGGACUUUCCAUCCCCUGUUCGUGAUCGACAAUUGGGUAAUUUAAAUUUGAGUACAAACAUCACGUUAUAGUAUUAGGGGUUUUAAAGUGUAGUCCAUGCCUAACUCUUUCCUUCCUUCACUUUCUCUCUCUCUCUCCCCCCUCCUUCUAUCUAUCUCUCUCUCUCUCUCGCUCUCUCUGUCUCUCUAUUACUUUCUCUUUGCCUCUCCAUGUCCAUGCCUCAUGUGUGUUUCCCUGUAUUUUGUUUCCUAUUUUAUUUCUAUUUCCAUUCUCAGUGAGUAAUGAGAAUAUGCGAUUUAACAUGAGAUGUUUAAAAUUACAAAAGAAUUUGACGAAAAUGUUGUAUUGUAAGCAUAUCUUAAUUUUUUGAGUUUCUUCGCAUAUCUUCCUUGAUAAAUGUUAGCUGUUGCUAAUUUCAUUGUCCUCUGUUGUUUCGGUAUUUGUCUUUGUGGUCGUCUGGUAUCGGUUUUGUUUGAAUGUGCGGCUUUAAUACGCUUCAUACGAGGGUCUAUAAUUGUGGGUGCGUGUAGAGGAUUCUACAACAGUGAAGUAGAACCAUUUUGAGUUAGUUUGGCUAUAACUGUAUGACGCAAGUAUGAGUUUGCUAAGAAAACUGUAUAUUCAUGUAUGCCUCACAAUAGGAAUCAAGCGAAAAGUGAAACUGUCCCAUGCUUGAUUAUUGUUGCAUUGUUUAGUUUUACCCUUCAACUAAAGUACUUUUAUCACUUGUCCCGCGAGUGGAAUAGUUUUUACAAAUAAGCAUUGAUUGAUAUAUUGAUUUCAUCUCACCUUCACCUUUUCAUCCAACGUAAAACGAUACUUUCGGUUUGAUUAAACAUGUUGCAUCUGUAAAAAGCAAUAAAUGGUGUAUCAUAAAUGAGAUAACAACACAAGAAAUCGCCAGUUGAAUGGUACUGUUUAUCAAUCCGCCGCACUGUAUGAGCUAUAGAUUUGGACAUAUAUUUGUGAAGUACGUUGUGUGUAGCUUAAACCACAUCUAACUAUAUAGCACUCACCUGAAUUGGUGCCAGUUCCGAAGCACGCACUUAACAGCAGACGUUUGGUUUUAAAUUACAACGUUUUCAAGGGAUGGCCAACAAAUCCGUCGUGACAGUGGUGCUCGGAGAGCAUAAACACGAGUGUUGUCGUAGAAACAUAUUCGCUGAUAGAGCUAUUGAACGAUAAGCAACUAAAACCUAGUGCAAGAAGCAAUUGUUGACGUAAGUUUUUAGUGUGCAUAUUUCUAGUUUCCGAUAGCAAUCAAUGUAUGUAUGGGUUGUAUGUAUAUAGCAGUUAUGUAUAGUAAAUAUACAUAAGGGCUUUUAUGCAUAUAUAAAUACACAGCUACGUGAGAUUGUGCCACGCUAGGCAAAACGAAACAUGUUAAUAGUGUUUUUAUUUGUUAAGUGUAUUCAUUAGGCGAUAAACUCAAACUAUUCUUUCGAUUAUAUCUAUAUGCGUAGCGUGUCACCUGAGGUAUAGCACAUGAAUGGAAACAUAAUAAAAUAAAUGUAUAAAUUCAAAACUCA